AUGUGUUUUUAUUCUCCUAUAUAUUGGGAAAUAAAGUGUAUACUCCAUAUAGUGAAGCAAUUUAUUUUACAUAGAUAUAAAAAGAGAAAUAAAGCAGUAGAGGCAGAGAAAAGAAGAAAAGUAGCACAUUCCAAAGAACCAUCACUCGUCAGACAUGAAGAGAGAAACGAGAAGAAACAGAGAGAGCAGCAUACUCUAGGUAAGUAG
Molecule: messenger RNA, 207 nt
Organism: Nematocida ausubeli
Lineage: Eukaryota; Fungi; Microsporidia
Exons: 1
Coding region: 1-207 (68 amino acids)
Source: RefSeq, a predicted model, not a curated record